This is a messenger RNA of Spodoptera littoralis (African cotton leafworm), 2421 nucleotides long. Lineage: Eukaryota; Metazoa; Arthropoda; Insecta; Lepidoptera; Noctuidae. The record is from the annotation of a GenBank genome assembly.
AUGGCAGAUAGUAAAGGUAAUCCUGAUGAUUUAUCGACCGCGAUCCUGCGCCGCAAGGACAGGCCCAACCGUCUCAUCGUGGAGGAGGCGGUCAGCGAUGACAACUCUGUGGUGGCGUUAUCACAGGCAAAAAUGGAGCAGCUGCAACUGUUCCGCGGAGACACAGUUCUCCUGAAGGGCAAGCGUCGCAAGGAGACAGUCUGCAUUGUCCUCUCAGAUGACAACUGUCCUGAUGAGAAGAUCCGCAUGAAUCGCGUUGUACGCAACAACUUGCGCGUACGUCUGUCUGAUGUGGUGUCCAUCGCGCCGUGCCCGUCCGUUAAGUACGGGAAACGCGUCCACAUAUUGCCCAUUGAUGACUCUGUUGAGGGCUUGACUGGAAACUUAUUUGAGGUGUACCUGAAGCCUUAUUUCAUGGAAGCCUACCGGCCAAUCCACCGUGACGACACGUUCAUGGUGCGCGGAGGUAUGCGCGCUGUAGAGUUCAAGGUCGUGGAGACUGACCCCUCUCCCUACUGCAUCGUGGCUCCUGACACCGUCAUCCAUUGUGAGGGAGACCCCAUCAAACGUGAAGAGGAAGAGGAAGCUUUGAAUGCUGUCGGUUACGACGACAUUGGUGGCUGCCGCAAGCAGCUGGCUCAGAUCAAGGAGAUGGUGGAGCUGCCCCUGCGCCACCCAUCUCUGUUCAAGGCCAUCGGUGUGAAGCCCCCACGUGGUAUACUCAUGUACGGGCCCCCCGGUACCGGUAAAACACUCAUCGCCCGUGCUGUGGCUAAUGAAACUGGUGCCUUCUUCUUCUUGAUCAACGGACCGGAGAUCAUGUCCAAACUGGCUGGUGAAUCUGAGUCGAACUUGCGUAAGGCAUUCGAGGAGGCUGACAAGAACUCUCCGGCUAUCAUCUUUAUUGAUGAGCUGGAUGCUAUUGCACCCAAGAGGGAGAAGACUCACGGAGAGGUGGAGCGUAGGAUUGUGUCCCAACUGCUGACACUUAUGGAUGGUAUGAAGAAGUCAUCGCACGUCAUCGUAAUGGCGGCCACAAACCGUCCGAACUCGAUCGACCCUGCACUGCGUCGUUUCGGUCGCUUCGACCGUGAGAUCGACAUCGGUAUUCCUGAUGCUACCGGCAGGUUGGAGAUCUUGCGUAUCCACACCAAGAACAUGAAGCUUGGCGAUGAUGUCGACUUGGAACAGAUCGCAGCAGAAUCUCACGGUCACGUGGGCGCUGACUUGGCGUCGCUGUGCUCGGAGGCAGCUCUCCAACAGAUCCGUGAGAAGAUGGACCUCAUCGAUCUCGAGGACGACCAGAUUGACGCCGAGGUUCUCAACUCCCUCGCCGUCUCCAUGGACAACUUCCGGUAUGCGAUGACCAAAUCAUCGCCGUCGGCUCUGCGCGAGACUGUGGUGGAAGUGCCGAACGUGACGUGGGGAGAUAUCGGAGGCCUGCAGAACGUCAAGCGCGAGCUGCAGGAGUUGGUCCAGUACCCGGUGGAGCACCCUGACAAGUUCCUCAAGUUCGGCAUGCAGCCUUCAAGGGGUGUGCUCUUCUAUGGUCCACCUGGUUGUGGUAAGACUCUGUUGGCCAAGGCUAUCGCCAACGAGUGCCAGGCCAAUUUCAUCUCUGUCAAGGGCCCUGAACUGCUCACCAUGUGGUUCGGUGAAUCCGAGGCUAACGUGCGAGACAUCUUCGACAAGGCCCGAUCAGCGUCUCCCUGUGUUCUAUUCUUCGACGAGCUGGACUCGAUCGCCAAGUCUCGUGGAGGCUCAGUGUCGGAUGCAGGCGGCGCGGCCGACCGUGUCAUCAACCAGAUCCUGACUGAGAUGGACGGUAUGGGCGCUAAGAAGAACGUCUUCAUCAUUGGCGCGACAAACCGUCCGGAUAUCAUCGACCCGGCCAUCCUUCGACCGGGUCGUCUGGACCAGCUGAUCUACAUCCCACUGCCCGACGAGAAGUCGCGUGAGGCCAUCCUCCGCGCCAACCUGCGCAAGUCGCCCAUCGCCAAGGAUGUCGAUCUCUCAUACAUCGCUAAGGUGACACAAGGGUUCAGUGGUGCUGACCUGACAGAGAUCUGCCAGCGCGCGUGCAAGUUGGCCAUCCGACAGGCCAUCGAGGCUGAGAUCCAACGCGAGCGCACUCGUCAGCAACAGACUGCCGCCGCUGUCAUGGAUAUGGACGAAGAGGACCCCGUACCUGAGAUCAGCCGCGCCCACUUCGAGGAGGCCAUGAAGUUCGCUCGCCGCUCCGUCUCAGACAACGACAUCCGCAAGUACGAGAUGUUCGCGCAGACAUUGCAGCAGAGCAGGGGAUUCGGCACCAACUUCAGGUUCCCCGCGAGCGGCGGCGCGGCGGGCGGCACGGGCACGUCGGGCGGCGACCAGCCGACGUUCCAGGAGGAGGGCGGCGACGACGACCUGUACAGCUAA